Messenger RNA from Solanum dulcamara, 3836 nucleotides. Its product is annotated as protein PAT1 homolog 1-like. Gene Ontology annotation, cellular component: P-body. Gene Ontology annotation, biological process: P-body assembly; deadenylation-dependent decapping of nuclear-transcribed mRNA. The record is from RefSeq and is a predicted model, not a curated record. The transcript has 5 exons. Lineage: Eukaryota; Viridiplantae; Streptophyta; Magnoliopsida; Solanales; Solanaceae. Bases 300 to 2768 code for a protein of 822 amino acids. Gene Ontology annotation, molecular function: RNA binding.
CACUUUCAAGAAAAUAAAACAAAAACACUAGUACCAUUCUAUUCCCUUUUCAUCCCUAUCAUCACUACACCAACACAAACACGUAGACUAUGUAAUACGCUAUGUUCCCUUUUCCUUUUCGUCUCUUUCCUUGAAAACCCUAGAAAUCUCAGGUUUUUAAGGAAAGGGGGAUUUUGAUUCGGUGGAAUUUUAACCUUUUCUCCUUCUUUGUCGGUGGAUUUAUGGGAUUAUAAUUGAUGGGAUUCCGAUUUUUCUAAAAAAAAAAUUUGGUUGUCAGAAGUGUGACCUUUGUUGCUGUUAUGGAGAGAUCCAAUAGCAGAGAUUUCAAAGACUUGACCAGCUCCUCUAGCUCCAUCUCAGAUGGUGCCUUCUUUGAUGCAUCACAAUAUGCAUUUUUUGGGCGAGAUAUAGCAGAGGAUGUUGAAUUGGGUGGUUUAGAGGACAAACAAGACAAUAGUGAUCUGGCUGUUGGAGGUGGAUUAGGUGACGAUGAGAUGCAGGAGUAUCAUUUAUUUGAGAAAGACGAGGGAUCCGUUGUGGGCUCUUUAUCAGACAUAGAUGAUCUAGCAACGACAUUUUCAAAGUUGAACAGAAAUGUCACCGGACCAAGGCAUCCUGGUGUUAUUGGUGACCGUGGAUCAGGCUCUUUUUCAAGGGAAAGUUCAUCUGCAGCUGAAUGGGCGAAAGAAGCAGACUUUCAUGAUUGGUUUGACCAGCAUUUAUCUGACACUGAAUGUUACCAGGAAAGCAAAAAAUGGUCUUCACAGCCACAUAUCUCUGCUGUGCAUCUUGCAGAGUCAAAACCAUUGUAUAGAACAUCCUCAUACCCUGAGCAACCCCCACAACCCCAACAACUUCAGCACUACUCAAGUGAACCCAUUUUACUACCGAAGUCAUCUUAUACUUCUUUUCCUCCUCCGGGUGGUAGAUCUCAACCCUCACCACAUAGCCUUUCGCUACAAAACAUGUCAUCUCUUUCUGCUGGACCUCAGUCUCCCUAUUCUUCUGUGAAUCUCUCUUCUUUGUCGAACUCUAAUAUGCAUUUGACAGGCUUGGCUCACGGGCUCCACUAUGGUAGUGGAAACAUCCCACAAUUGAACCCUUCUGGUCUUUCUCUUAAUCCUAGGUUGCAAAACCAGUGGACCAGCCAUGCGGGACUCAUCCAUGGGGACCAUUCUGGUCUCUUAGAUAGCGUCUUGCAGCAUCAAUUUCCUCAUCAAAACAGCUUACUAUCUCCCCAGUUACUGUCCUCACAGCAGCUGCAACAGCAGAGACUUCAUCUUUCAGUUCAGCCUUCUUUAGCUCAUUUUUCUGCACUAAGAUCCCAAUUGUAUAAUUCCUUCCCUUCACCAUCUCAUCUAGGUAAGUAUGGAUUGGCAGAUUUCAGAGAUUCACGAUCUAAGCCAUCACACAAGGUUAGACAAAAUGUGCGCUUUUCUAAACAAGGCUCUGAUGCUGCUAGCUCCAAAAGUGAAAGUAAUGUGCCACAGUUCCGAUCUAAGUAUAUGACUGGUGAUGAAAUAGAGAGCAUCCUGAAAAUGCAGCAUUCUGCAGCACAUGGCAAUGAUCCAUAUGUAGACGACUACUAUCACCAGGCCCGCCUUGCAAAGAAAGCAGCCGAGUCGAGGUCAAAACAUCGUUUCUGUCCAAAUAAGGAACAGUCUUCUCGGUCGCGUAAUAGUGCAGAAUCACAGCCUCAUCUUCACGUUGAUGCUCAGGGGCGGGUGUCAUUUUCUUCCAUCCGCAGGCCUCGUCCACUUCUUGAAGUUGAUCCACCAGGCUUUGUUUGCAUUGACGGCAGUGCUGACCAGAAGAUAUCUGAGAGACCCUUGGAACAGGAGCCAAUGCUUGCAGCUAGAAUUACAAUAGAAGAUGGUUUCUAUCUUCUCACUGAGGUAGAUGACAUUGACAGGCUCCUUCAGUUUAGUCAGCCCCAAGAUGGUGGUGCUCAGCUCAGGCGGAAGCGACAGAUCCUGCUGGAAGGCAUGGCUGCCUCACUUCAACUAGUUGACCCGCUUGGUAAAAGUGGAAGCUCUGUUGGGCUUACGCCUAAAGAUGACAUUGUAUUUCUAUGGUUGGUGUCUCUUCCCAAGGGCCGAAAGCUCAUCUCAAGGUAUCUUCAGCUUCUUCUACCUGGCGGAGAGCUUGUCAGAAUAGUUUGUAUGGCAAUUUUCCGCCAUUUGAGGUUUUUAUUUGGCGGUCAUCCACCUGAUGUAGGAGCAGCUGAGACCAUCACUGAUCUUGCAAAAGUAGUCUCUAAAUGUGUCACUGGCAUGGACCUCAAUUCACUCAGUGCUUGUCUUGCUGCUGUUGUGUGUUCCUCAGAACAACCACCUCUUCGUCCUCUCGGAAGCCCUGCUGGAGAUGGUGCCUCUAUUAUUCUAAAAUCUGUUCUUGAAAGGGCCACUCAUCUAUUAACUGAUUCUCAGGCUGCUAACAGCUUCAGCAUGCCUAAUCCUGCCCUUUGGCAGGCAUCUUUUGAUGCCUUUUUUGGUUUACUUACAAAGUAUUGUCUGAGUAAGUAUGACAGUAUCAUGCAAUCGAUACUAGCACAAUCUCAACCAGAUGCUGAAAUGAUUGGUUCAGAAGCUGCAAGAGCUGUAAGCAGAGAAAUGCCUGUUGAACUUUUACGUGCUAGUCUUCCACAUACAAAUGACCACCAAAGGAAGCUGUUGUUGAAUUUUGCUCAGCGGUCCAUGCCGGUUACUGGAUUCAAUCCUCAUGGUGGAAGCAGUGGACAUAUAAAUCCCGAAUCUGUUAGCUGUUAGCUGAGAUGGUAAGAUUUCAUAAUAGCAAGUGCAGUUGUACAUCCGUAGUUCUCAAGGUUACUUUCUGGCUUGUCUUUGCCAGAACAUGUUGUUCUGCUUCAGCAUCAGUCCAAGAGAAUAUAGAAGGCUGGAAGCAAGGGUAUGCAUAUAUGUUAGGCGUCGUUUUAAGGCCUAAAGUUCCUCUUCCUCCUAAUCCAACUCUUUCCUUCCGAUUUCUCCCACCAUCUUCUUUCCCUGUUUCUUCUCUUUUUCUCUCUUUUUUCUUUUGCUUCAUUGAAGGGAAAUAUGGGUUUCUUUAUCCUUUGCCUUCUUUGUGAUGGUAGUCUUCUUACAUAACUGUGUAUUAUGUCUGAAAGAAAUGGGGUUAUUGGUCACUCUACUAAGGUUUUUCAUUCAAAGAGCUUUAUUUUUUAUGCUCUUUCUGUAAACUCGGAUAAAAGCUGGAAGGAUAGAAUGUACAGGUGAUUUGUGGAGUUUGACAACUCUUGAUGCACUUGGCCCUCUCCCUCUCUGCAUUCAGGAAGAGGGUAAAAAGGAUUCUUGACCCUGAAGUAAUCUUGCAGGCUCGGAGGAAAAGAGGGUUCAGCUCUGCAGUUUCAGUAGGAGACAUUUGCUAGACUUGAAAACUUUCUAAGUGAAAACUGUAAUAACUAGAUGUUCUUGUGCAUUAACAAUUACUUUUUUUUACAUUUCCCUGAAAUUAUUCACAAAGUUAUUUUGGAACUUGCCUUUAGACCCCUUUAUGGCUUGAUUGUUUCCCGUGCCAGGGAUGUGAAGUUUGGUGCAACUACACCUAUCUCUUCUUCCCUGUCAAGGGCAGGCUGUUGCUCAUUGUGCGUGUCAAGCUUCACAUGUCUGGUUUAAGUAGCUGAUUGCCCGGGCAAUACCUAGUUAUAAGUAAGUUUGCGGGAGAGCUCCAUGUUUCUUCUUUUUCCUUUUAUAAUGGUAGUAUCUAUGCCAGUUUGGGGUCAGUUUGACUACUCACAUCAUAUCAUAUGUACUGAUAACUUUGUCCUCCAAGGCUCAUGUAGAAACAAGAAGUAACUUACCGUUUUUUUUUUCUGUCUU